CAGCAGCAGCUCCUCGGGGACCUCGUCGAGCUCGGUCUCUUGUACCGCAGCAACUCGCGCGCGACACGCUUUUACACGACGAGCUUGGCCGUCAACCUCAUCUUUGGCGGGCUCGCGGGCCAGACGCGCCCGCGAUUCAAAUGAACCAGUCGCUUGAGAGCUUUCAUCAGGCCGCGACCGUCCCCAAGGGUCCGAGCGAGGCCGGCGGCGCGUCGGCGUCGCACCUCAGCAUCAUUGUCGAGACCAACUUCAAGGUCUAUGCGUACACGUCGUCGAGCCUACACAUUGCGAUGCUGAGUGUGUUUGUGGACAUUGUUGUUCGGCUCAAGAACAUGGCGGUGGGCUUCUUGACACGCGAGAGCAUUCGGUCGGCGCUCAUCCACGGCAUUUCGGCCGAGCAGAUUUACGACUUUUUGAUGCAGCACGCGCACCCCAAGAUGGUGCAAAACACGCCCGUGAUCCCGGAAAACAUUGCCGACCAACUGUACCUCUGGCAACGCGAACGCAACCGGAUCCAGUUUGUGCCAGGCGAGCUCCUCGAAGGCUUUACGCUCUCGGAGGAAUUUGCGGCCGUCGUGCUGUACGCACGGGAUCUCGACGUCCUCACGUGGAGCGAUGCGUCGCAGCACAAGCUCACCGUCGCGCAGCACGGCGCCGACGCGGUCCGCAAGUACAUCCAGUCGCUGCGCGGGUAAGACUGACACAUAAGCACAUGCUUGUUGCCUACCAUCUUGCGCCUUGCACAACAC
Saprolegnia parasitica CBS 223.65 is the source of this 749-nucleotide messenger RNA. RefSeq lists its product as hypothetical. Gene Ontology annotation, cellular component: transcription factor TFIIH holo complex; transcription factor TFIIH core complex. Bases 141 to 695 code for a protein of 184 amino acids. Gene Ontology annotation, molecular function: ATPase activator activity; double-stranded DNA binding. The record is from RefSeq and is a predicted model, not a curated record. Gene Ontology annotation, biological process: nucleotide-excision repair. Lineage: Eukaryota; Oomycota; Saprolegniomycetes; Saprolegniales; Saprolegniaceae. The transcript has 6 exons.